AUGUGGAAAUAUUUACUUUUCUCCGCGAUCAUUCUACUUCCUUUUCAGAUAUAUUGUGUGGAAGGGGAACGCGUUGUAAAGUUUCUCUCCAGCAACUACACCUUUAAUGAUAAACAUUUUAAGAAUUAUUCAAUUACAAUAGUCGAAAACCUAAUGAACAUGGAUAUGUACCUCAACCGUCCCAUCCAGCGGGGAUUCAAAUGCAAGAUAGACAUUCAGCUGCGUCUGGCGAACGCCAAGCACUUCCAAUCAGUGUUUAGUCAGAAAAGUGACGUGUGUGCUUUGACGUCCAGUGUGAAGAACAGUAUGCUCAAGUCUUGGUUCAAAGAUAUGACCAAGAACAGCAACUUUAUGUACAAUUGUCCGGUGGAAGUUGGGCACUAUUACUUGCACAACUGGAAAAUGGGAAACUCGUUGAUACACAAGUUCCUCAUACCAGGAUCAUACCGCGGAGACCUCCACUUCUUUUAUGGAAAAUAUGGGACUAAGUCCCAUGAAGAAACUUUAUCUGUCACUAUUGAUGCUCUUCUCUCCAACUAA
Drosophila ananassae is the source of this 540-nucleotide messenger RNA. RefSeq lists its product as uncharacterized. Lineage: Eukaryota; Metazoa; Arthropoda; Insecta; Diptera; Drosophilidae. Bases 1 to 540 code for a protein of 179 amino acids. The transcript has 2 exons. The record is from RefSeq and is a predicted model, not a curated record.